GACGCCUGCGUAGCAUGCAAGAAUAUCCCCAAGAAAUGUUUGAGAACAUGUGGCCUAAAACAAUAUUGGUGGUUGCGUGCAGGUUGCAUGUAAGAUCUGAAGUGAAAUGGGUCGCGAUGGUCUGUCAUUUUUAAAAAGUGGGUCCCCAGAAAAAAAGUUUGGGAAACGCUGUUCUAGGCUAUAGCGGCGCCUAACUGACAGUUACUCUGAUAGAAAGUGAAAGGUUGUAGUUAUCGCCAUUUCAGUGUUCGCGAAGACGGGUGUAGCCGACAGGCUUUGUUAGAGACGUCUUGGAAAAUUUACAUGUUAAAGGACCUAUUUCGUGUUGCCUCUUUUGCCAGCUUGUCUGCUUCCUCAUUACCACCAACUCCUUUAUGAGCAGAUCAAAUAAACAAAGAUCUCCAUCUCCGGCGCCCAGCUUGGGCAGUGAUGACUCCAUGAGUGAUCGUCCCGAAUUCAGCGGUGAAUCACCACCAUCUGAAUCAGAAUCAAAUAAACAAAGAUCUCCAUCUCCGGCGCCCAGCUUGGACAGUGAUGACUCCAAGGAUGGCCCUCCCGACUUCAGUGGUGAAUCACCAUCCUCUGAAUCAGAAUCAAAUAAACAAAGAUCUCCAUCUCCGGCGCCCAGCUUGGACAGUGAUGACUCCAAGGAUGGCGCUCCCGAUUUCAGCGGUGAAUCACCACCCUCUGAAUCAGAAUCAAAUGAACAAAGAUGUCCAUCUCCGGCGCCCAGCUUGGACAGUGAUGACUCCAAGGAUGGCCCUCCCGACUUCAGUGGUGAAUCACCAUCCUCUGAAUCAGAUGUUGAGACUCGUUUGACAGAGCACAAGACACAUGAAAUUGAACAGAAACCACAAGUAUCACCAGCAAAAGUCAGUUCACUUCAAUGGAGCAAAUCAGGUAUUGCAUGGAUGGUGCCGAUUGUUUUGGCUGUCCUGGUGGCACUCUAUGCCGGAUUUUACCACCAUUCUGAAGAGCUGCCUUUGGCUACGCUGACUAUAGAGCCCCAGAGUCCUGUGUUCACGGGAGAGACGGUCACUCUGAAGUGUGUGAUAGAGUCUCUCAGUGGCUGGACAUACAAGUGGUAUAAGGGGUCCAGCAGAACCCCAGUGUCUGAGGGAAACACCUUCUCCAUCAUUGGAGCUACUGAGUUUCAUAAGGGCCAGUACUGGUGUCAGGGGGAGAGGAGAGACAGACCCACAUCAUCACAACCAAGUGGGAAAACAACUCUUGAUAUCAAAGAGCUGCCUUUGGCUACACUGACUGUAGAGCCCCAGAGUUCUGUGUUCAUUGGAGAGACGGUCACUCUGAAGUGUGUGUUAGAGUCUCUCAGUGGCUGGACAUAUAAGUGGUAUAAGGAGCCCAGCAGAACCCCAGUGUCUGAAGGAAACACCUUCACCAUCAUAGCAGCUGCUGAGUUUCACAAGGGCCAGUACUGGUGUCAGGGGGAGAGGAGAGACAGACCCACAUCAUCACAACGAAGCGGGAUAUUAGCUCUUGAUGUCAAAGAGCGGGAGAUUAACAUUGAAAUCAGCCUGCAACAGCCCUUUAUCCCAGAGCUGGCAAAUACCUCCUCACCAAGGUUUAAGAGCUUGGCUGCAGAUGUUUCAACAGUGCUAAAUAAAAUGUACUCUGAAAAGUUUGGAUCCCAAUUUCUUGGCACACACAUCAAUAGUAUCAGACCAGGAUCGGUUGUUGUGGAUUUUGUCCUGUUAUUCAAGAACAUUUUUCUGGACACUAAAAAUGUGACAUCCAUUCUGAAAGAAGCUGUUGCUGAAAAUCGUCCAGAUGUGUCUGUGCUUCCCAUCAAGCUCAACAGUAUAGUUCAUAAACCUUGGCCUUUGGCUACACUGACUGUAGAGCCCCAGAGUCCUGUGUUCACUGGAGAGACGGUCACUCUGAAGUGUGUGAUAGAGUACCCCAGUAACUGGACAUAUAAGUGGUAUGAGGGGUCCAGCAGAACCACAGUGUCUGAGGGAAACACCUUCACAAUCAAUGGAGCUACUGAGUCUCAUAAGGGCCAGUACUGGUGUCGGGGGGAGAGGAAAGACAGACCCACAUUAUCACAACCCAGCAGAGUGUUAACUCUUGAUGUCAAAGAGCUGCCUUUGGCUACACUGACUGUAGAGCCCCAGAGUCCUGUGUUCAUGGGAGAGACGGUCACUCUGAAGUGUGUGAUAGAGUCUCUCAGUGACUGGACAUACAAGUGGUAUAAGGGGUCCAGCAGAACCCCAGUGUCUGAGAGAAACACCUUCACCAUCAUUGGAGCUGCUGCAUCUCACAAGGGCCAGUACUGGUGUCAGGGGGAGAGGAGAGACAGAUCCAUAGCAUCACAACCAAGCGGGACAAUAACUCUUGAUGUCAAAGAGCUGCCUUUGGCUACACUGACUGUAGAGCCCCAGAGUCCUGUGUUCAUGGGAGAGACGGUCACUCUGAAGUGUGUGAUAGAGUCUCUCAGUGACUGGACAUACAAGUGGUAUAAGGGGUCCAGCAGAACCCCAGUGUCUGAGAGAAACACCUUCACCAUCAUUGGAGCUGCUGCAUCUCACAAGGGCCAGUACUGGUGUCAGGGGGAGAGGAGAGACAGAUCCAUAGCAUCACAACCAAGCGGGACAAUAACUCUUGAUGUCAAAGCUUGGCCUUUGGCUACGCUGACUGUAGAGCCCCAGAGUCCUGUGUUCAUUGGAGAGACGGUCACUCUGAAGUGUGUGAUAGAGUCUCUCAGUGGCUGGACAUAUAAGUGGUAUGAGGGUUCCAGCAGAACCCCAGUGUCUGAGGGAAACACCUUCACAAUCAAUGGAGCUACUGAGUCUCACAAGGGCCAGUACUGGUGUCAGGGGGAGAGGAGAGACAGACCCACUGCAUCACAACCAAGUGGGAAAACAACUCUUGAUGUCAAAGAGCUGCCUUUGGCUACACUGACUAUAGAGCCCCAGAGUCCUGUGUUCACUGGAGAGACGGUCACUCUGAAGUGUGUGAUAGAGUCUCUCAGUGGCUGGACAUACAAGUGGUAUAAGGGGUCCAGCAGAACCCCAGUGUCUGAGGGAAACACCUUCACCAUCAUUGGAGCUGCUGCAUCUCACAAGGGCCAGUACUGGUGUCAGGGGGAGAGGAGAGACAGACCCACAUCAUCACAACCAAGCGGGAAAACAACUCUUGAUGUCAAAGAGCUGCCUUUGGCUACACUGACUGUAGAGCCCCAGAGUCCUGUGUUCAUGGGAGAGACGGUCACUCUGAAGUGUGUGAUAGAGUCUCUCAGUGGCUGGACAUACAAGUGGUAUAAGGGGUCCAGCAGAACCCCAGUGUCUGAGAGAAACACCUUCACCAUCAUUGGAGCUGCUGCAUCUCACAAGGGCCAGUACUGGUGUCAGGGGGAGAGGAGAGACAGAUCCAUAGCAUCACAACCAAGCGGGACAAUAACUCUUGAUGUCAAAGAGCUGCCUUUGGCUACGCUGACUGUAGAGCCCCAGAGUCCUGUGUUCAUUGGAGAGACGGUCACUCUGAAGUGUGUGAUAGAGUCUCUCAGUGGCUGGACAUAUAAGUGGUAUGAGGGUUCCAGCAGAACCCCAGUGUCUGAGGGAAACACCUUCACAAUCAAUGGAGCUACUGAGUCUCACAAGGGCCAGUACUGGUGUCAGGGGGAGAGGAGAGACAGACCCACUGCAUCACAACCAAGUGGGAAAACAACUCUUGAUGUCAAAGAGCUGCCUUUGGCUACGCUGACUAUAGAGCCCCAGAGUCCUGUGUUCACUGGAGAGACGGUCACUCUGAAGUGUGUGAUAGAGUCUCUCAGUGGCUGGACAUACAAGUGGUAUAAGGGGUCCAGCAGAACCCCAGUGUCUGAGGGAAACACCUUCACCAUCAUUGGAGCUGCUGCAUCUCACAAGGGCCAGUACUGGUGUCAGGGGGAGAGGAGAGACAGACCCACAUCAUCACAACCAAGCGGGAAAACAACUCUUGAUGUCAAAGACCCUGCUGAUAUUGUCUUCUUAAUGGAUGGAUCUGGGAGUGUCAGAGCAAAGCAGUUCUUGGUCAUGAAAACGUUUGUGAAAAAUGUGACCAGAAGUCUCCUGAAGUUUAACACCGCAUUUGCCUUUGCACAGUACUCCAAAGCAACCAGCAUCCAUGUGGCCUUUCAUCAGUUUCAGAGAACAGGAUGGGAAAAUCAGUUGGACAGUAUCAAGCAGAGAGGAGAUGGACCCACAUAUACUGCAGAUGCUGUCCGGACCGUUGUGAAAGACCUGUUUGAUUCUUCUGCUGGAGCAAGACCUGAUGCCCAUAGAAUCCUCAUUGUCCUCACAGAUGGGGAAUCUUUCGACGCUUCAAGCUAUCCCAGUGUCAUGGCACUGGCUGAUGAAAAACAUAUUACUAGAUAUGCUAUUGGGAUUGGAAGUGCCUUCAACAGUAAGUCAGCACAAGAUGAGCUCAGGAGAAUCGCAUCUUCACCAGACCAUGUGUUUAGAGUGGACGACGUUGAGGCACUGAACAACAUCAUCGGCAGACUGGAGAAGAGCAUCCAGAUGUCUGUGAGCUCACACUGGACCCAAACAUAGCAGACAGAUAUCUCUCUCUCUCUGAGGGGAACAGAAAGGUGACACCUGUCAGUGAGGAGCAGUCAUAUCCUGACCACCCAGAGCGAUUUGAAUGGCAGCAGGUGUUGUGUAGAGAGGGGUCUGUCUGAACUCGGCUACUGGGAGGCUGAGUGGAAUGGGAAUGGAGCUCAUAUAGCUGUGGCCUAUAAAAGCAUCAAGCGGAAAGGGCAAGAUCAUGAUCCUGCUCGGAUAUAAUGCCAAGUCCUGGAGUCUGGUUUCAUCACAGUUAUUCUGCCAGACACAAUAAUACAGACUGCCAUAAUAUUUGCCCCCUCCCCAUAUAUCAGAUACACCGAUGUGACUGGUGCCCCAUGAGACAAGGGACAUAUGUAAUGAGCAUCAUUAUUCAUUGCCAGAGUGAGUCGCUGAGAAAAUUCAAAUUGUUCCCGUGAGAACUCUGGAUUUCCAGGGUAACUCCUCAGUGCUCCUGUGUCAGAUCAUAUGAGCAGUAUUUAUGUUACUCAUACAGUAUUGGCACAGCCACACAUGUUACACACACACACACACUCAUGCUGCAGGAACUCCAGACACACACUCAUGUUCAUACACACAGUGUGAUGGUCUUAUGCUGUGUAAAAGUAUUCUGGCCAAAUACUUCUGAUAGUGUUCAAAAUGUUGAUAUUGGUUUCUCACUUGCAACACUGUUUAAAUUGUGGUCUAUAUGAACGUUAUAACAACAAUGCAACAGUGUAUUUUCCUGUUCUCCAUGAGGUUUAGUUAUUUGCAUACUUACUGCAUUGCUUAAAUUGUGGUCAAUAAGAAUGUUUUAGCAACAAUCCAUUAGUCUGCUCUCCAAGUGAUUCAUUUUUUUGCAUUUGUUUGACAAUUGUGUGCAAAUCUGGAGUAUGUUGAAUGAGUAGUUAGUGUAUAUAGUGUAAGAAUAAACACCACACACACACACACAUCUUGCAAUUGGCACAGAAAAAAAACCUGUAAGGCGAUAUUCGUGUACGGUUCAUUCAUGUUUGGUUGUUUCCACGGAUCAUCCAAUGUUGCGGUUGGUAUAUAAGUUGACUACUCUCUACUUUGAAUAAAACAUGAAAAUGAACGCAA
Molecule: messenger RNA, 5645 nt
Organism: Alosa alosa (allis shad)
Lineage: Eukaryota; Metazoa; Chordata; Actinopteri; Clupeiformes; Clupeidae
Product: immunoglobulin superfamily member 1-like
Exons: 26
Coding region: 375-4553 (1392 amino acids)
Biological process (GO): cell surface receptor signaling pathway
Molecular function (GO): transmembrane signaling receptor activity
Source: RefSeq, a predicted model, not a curated record